CUGUCUGCUGUUACCUACGGAAGACGUGCUUCGCAUCGGCCCCGUGUUGCUGAUCGAUUUAUUGCGUCCAAAUCAUCGACACCUCGGAAUUUUCGGUGCCAAUCGAACGAGCAAGUCUUCCCGGUCACGGGGAGGUAUCGGCAGUGAGUGAGUGUCGAUUUUUGGCGAUUUUGUGGGAGUUUGCGUGUUCGCCGGCCGGGUGGGGCCGCUAGGCCUAACUCGAGCACGUCGGAUCCUUUCGGCGGUUCUACGGUGGAUGUGGCCAAGAAUGGCGGUCCGAUGGUCGUCUCGAUGGUCGGGGAGGAUGUCGACCCUGAUUUUUGUGCAGGCUGGAUGCGCGCUCGGGCACGCGGGGGUACUCAGGUGGAGAAGGAGCCCAGGCCUAGUUCCUACGUGGCCCGGAAGGUCAUCGAGAAGGUCGAGCGCAUGGGGAGGAUGCCGAGAGUGGGACUGGAGGGCGAGAACAAGGUGGUGGUGAGGCCGCGAGGUGGCCUGGAUUUGAGGAAGACGUCGAUCGUCGUCGUGGCGGACGCAAUCCGGGCGGCGGCUGGGAUCUCGGAGGAGGAGGCCUCGUUGGAUACGCAGUGCCCGAACGUGCAGCAAAAUGUGGUGGUCAUCAGUACGGGGAGCGACGCCAGGGCGGUCAAGUAUGCUGCGGUGACGUGUAUCUGCGUGGCGGGGAGGUCCUACGAAGUGCGGGCUUACGUCACGGCUCCCUUUGACACCGUCAAGGGGGUGAUCCGUGGCGUCCCGGUGCACCAUACGGCGGAGGAGAUUGAGCGACUUCUCAUCGGGCCCAGGAACCCGACGGUGCGAGCGGCGGAGCGUAUCGGCUCUUCGGCAACGGUCGUGGUGAUCUUUGGGGGUGACGUAGUGCCGCAUCAGGUGUUCUACGGCGGGAGUGUGUUGCGGUGCUCCCUGUACAGGAAGCACUAUGAGGUGUGCAAGACGUGUGGCCGUGUCGGUCAUCGAACUGAUGUGUGCCCAACCCCCGGCGUCAGACGGUGCUUGGGAUGUGGCGGAACUCCGGACCCGGGACAUGCGUGUAGUCCCAGAUGUGGCUUGUGUGGGGGUCCACAUGUUACCGGGGAUAAGGUGUGUAAUAAUCGGUUUCGUACGCCGUACAUCGUUCAUAGGCGGCUGUGGGAGAGAGCGGAGCGGGGUCUGUCCGGGGAUCGGCCGUCUCCUCCCCCGCGGGGUUCUGCGGAAGAAUACUCUAGGCUGGGGAGGUCUCGCUCGAGGUCGCGCGAGUCUGAGAGGCCGGCGGCACGUAGUCGCAGCAGGAGCACAAGUGAUCAGGUCACGUGGGCCCAGGCGGUGCAGUCUGAUCGGGGGAAGGUUGCUAAGAUCCGCAAGGAUCGCAGUUUGCGUGAGGAGAAUCGUAGGCAAGCUGCUGAGGUCGUGGAGCUGAGAAGGGAGAACAAGAAGUUAGUGAAGACCGUGGAGGAGCUGAAGGCACUGGUCGAGGGCUUGGUUCGUCGGCUGGAGAGUUCGGCUCCUCCCUCGGGACCGGAGGACUCCGCCCCUCCCGCCAAGCGCAGGAGUGUGGAGGCUCGCAGACGUAGGGGGGAGGGUGUUGAGGACAGGUUUGAGGAGAUUGAGGGCCGUGUCGGUGUGGUGGAAGACGGGGUGAAACAGCUUAACGAGAAAAUGGAUUCGAUCAUGAAGGUGCUAACGGCGAUGCAGGGUACUUUACAGCGAAAUUCAGAGGGACAAUGGCAUCAACCUUAAAUAUCUGGGUCUGGAACUGUAACGGUUUUAGGAGUAAGAGGGCCAGGUUACAGCAGUACAUUAGGGGUAGGGGGGUUAAGCCGGAUGUGAUAAUGGUUCAGGAGGUGGUACGGGAGGAUGUGAGUCUCCCCGGCUACGUCACGUACCGGUCUAGUGGGGGUCCUGCGGGCCGCCGCAGGGGGGUCUGCACGUUCGUGCGGCGGAGUCUUCCGGUCCUAGUGCACGAGCUUAAGGGGGACGAGAACGUCGAGAGGGUGUUGACCGAGGUGUUAGUGGGUAGAUUGGGGGUCUGUCUGUGCAACGUGUACAGUAAUCCGCGUUUCGGCAGACAGAGGUUCAGGAAUCUGCUGCAUGGAUGUGCGCGUUGGGCCGAUGGCAGGGGCUUAGUCGUUUCCGGGGACUUUAACGCUAGGCACGAGUUCUUGGGCCACGCGGCUACCACGGUCAAGGGGAGGAAUUUGUUCCAAGACGCGGAGGAGGUGGGGCUGAUCCUCGUCACGGAUCCGGGGGUGCCGACGCGGCCCGCGCGGAACGCGAUUGAGAGGGAUACCACCCCGGACCUAGCCUUCGUGGACGCUCCCGGGGCGGAGUGGCGGAACGCGCUGGAGGAUCUGGGUAGCGAUCACCGUUUAGUGGAGCUCUCGGUUCCCCUGGCGGUUCGGAGGAAGGAGUUUAGACCCCAGGGGUUGGUGAACUGGGAUGCCUUCAGGCGGCUGGGUCCAGAGGGGGAGAUAAGCGAUUUGGGGGAAUGGUCCGCGAGUUUGGUGGACGCUGCCAGGUCGGCUGAGCGGCCCGUGGUGGUGGAGUCGGAGGAUGUGGGGCUGGUGGAUAGCAGGUUAGGUGCGCUUGUCGAAGCCCGGGACUCUCUGCGGAGCCGUUAGCGGGAGCGGAAGAACAACCGUGCGCUGCGGAAGCGGGUGGCGCAGUUGAAUGAAGAUAUUCGGAGGCACUGUGAGGCCCUGUCUAGGCAGCAGUGGGACGAUGUGUGCAAUAGGGCGGAGGGCAAGAUGCAUAGUGGAGACACGUGGAAGCUGCUGCGGCACCUGCUGGACGAGUCCAGGACGAGGAGCUUCCAGUGUAGGAGAAUGGGGGAGGUUGUCGGUCGGGCUGUCAGGGAGCUUGGUGAGGAAGGGGUUAGAAGGCAGUUGUUGGAUACGUUCCUUCCGAGUUGCGGCAGGGAGGUCCACCCGGAGUACACGGGGGUUGACAAUGCCGAGUUGGAUAAGGAUUUCGAGCUGUGGGAGGUUAGGGCUGCCUUGCUGCGGAUUAAUCGGAGGUCGGCGCCCGGGCUGGACCGGGUGGAUAAUAAGAUGCUUGGUAACUUGUCUGAGGAGUGUUUGGAGGCCCUGCUUGAUUUCUUCAACAGGUGCUGGAGGGAAGGGAAGCUGCCUGCGGAAUGGAAGAAAGCCAAGAUGGUUCUUAUUCCGAAGCGUGGGAAGCCACCGGGGCUCCAAAACCUUAGGCCGAUCUCGCUCACUUCCUGUGUGGGGAAGGUCCUGGA
Molecule: messenger RNA, 3232 nt
Organism: Ixodes scapularis (black-legged tick)
Lineage: Eukaryota; Metazoa; Arthropoda; Arachnida; Ixodida; Ixodidae
Exons: 2
Coding region: 280-1731 (483 amino acids)
Source: RefSeq, a predicted model, not a curated record